Molecule: messenger RNA, 1342 nt
Organism: Achroia grisella
Lineage: Eukaryota; Metazoa; Arthropoda; Insecta; Lepidoptera; Pyralidae
Exons: 4
Coding region: 28-1083 (351 amino acids)
Cellular component (GO): chitin-based extracellular matrix
Molecular function (GO): structural constituent of chitin-based larval cuticle
Source: RefSeq, a predicted model, not a curated record
AGGAACACUCCAACUGUGGGAUGAAAAAUGUUUAAACAAGAACUAUUUUUACUGGUGUGGGUGUGUGGGGCCUUGGCAGCGUUAGACGGGUAUAGCCCGCAGCAAGAUCCCGACCAGUUCCACAUACAAACAGACGAGGACGAUGAACGGUAUUUUCUCUACCAAACUCAUAAUGGACAGUAUCGGAAAGAGAGAAGACUCAAAGAUGGAUCCGUCGUUGGUACAACAGGAUGGGUAGGCGCCGACGGAUACCUGCGUCUCCAGGACUAUAUAGCGGAUCAUGAAGGCUACCGAAUUUACAAGUCCAAAACAGUUUAUGUUGGUCAAAAUAGACCGAUAGGAGAAUCCUUGAAAAUUGCUAAAACGGCCCCUACAGACUCUGGUUACGGCGUGACACCAGCAUCUUCAUUAAAUCAAGCACGUGUACCACCUCGUGUCAGUUCUACCACGCCAGUACCUUUCCAACUUUCAUCCACAUUAUCACCACCCCACUCUUUUCCUUCUGAAGUCUCAGUCACUCCUCCACCUCCAUCAUAUCCAACCUCCACGCCAUUGCCCCACGUUACUGUAUCUCCUAACUCAAUUGAUAUAUCUUCUACUCCGUUUAAUUUUAGGCCUACUGUGCCACCAAUUACUGCUGCAGAAGCUUCACCGUCUUCCAUUCCUUACGAUUACGACUCUUCAAAUACUAACACAAUUGAUGAUGGUUAUUUUGCAAGUGACAGUACACCAUACAGACGAUUUGAUGUGUUUAAUCCCAAUUCAUAUAGACAUGCCGAUGACUGGUUAAGAAGACAACGACCUAAAGUUAGACUUGGCGAUGGAUAUACACCUCAAUUCCCUCAAUAUGACGGAAUCGCCUUCAGACAAAACGGCUUUAGAUAUUAUUUACCCAAACAGUACCAUGAAGAAGAAACGGGGAGCUCCCAUGACCGAACUGGAAGCUUCGGUUACAUAGAUCCGUUUGGUAUUCGCCGCGUCAUAUAUUACAACACUGCUCCCGGCGAAGGCUUUCAAAUUCGUAAAAACAACAGAUAUGUUGGACAUGAUGCCACUCCUUAUGAUCCACGGCCCAUAGAUUGAUAUAAAUUAUCUGUAGAAUUAUUGUUAUUAUCUACAAUAGUGUUAAAAUUGAAGUUACCUAAUAAUUUAUUAAUCAGUAUUGCUAGUUCAUGCGAAUGUAUUAUAGGAGACAUAACGAUUUAUUUACUCGAACGAUGCGAAUUCUUAGCCACUACUUAAUUUUACAUUGAGUACUUUGUUUAGCAUAUUUAGAACAAACGAUGCUUAUUUAGAUAAUAUGUUAUAUAUUCAUAUCUUUAACAUUUAGGUAGGUGUAUUA